CGUUGGGAGGGGGAGCAUUUGUUUGUUUUUGUUUGUAAUAUUUAUUGGGAGUUUAAAGCAAUUUUAACUUCAAAAACCUCUCUUUUUUAAAUAUAUAUUUUUUUAUAAAAGGAAUUGCUCUAGUUUCUUUUUGGCCAAGGCUUUGCACUGCUUAACUCUUUUCUGGCCACUGUAACUGAAUUGACAUAUGCCACAAAUCUGUAAUUCAGAAAAUGGUACACAAGAAGUCUGAGUAUGAACUUCAGUAUCACAAGCUGACAAAUGAUAUAAGAGCUCAGAUAUGGAAGGAAAAUCUUAUCUUUAGAGAGUCUCAAAAACGCAAGAACUCAUCGGAUCACUACUGGCGUUAUCAGCUUAUUGAUGAUGCUUGCGACUGUGAAAGAGGGAGUGAAGAGGAUGGGGUCUUAAAACGAUGGAGAUAUUUGAAUAAAACAGAUGAGGCACAAAAACCUCGUAUUCUCUAUCAAGAUAUGGCUGUGCAAACUUCAGAUUGUGAUGAAACUGUCCAUAAAGUACCACAUUUAGAGGAGAGUGCUGCAGAUGUUCCCUUGGAAUUGAAGACCCCUUUCAAAGAAGAUUCUAGCAAGUGUACAUCACCUGUUGCAAAAGCUGACAUUCCUGAAAAUUGUACAACAGCCUUGAAUGGAUCAUCGUCAUUUAAUCAGCAAAUUAGUUCAUUUAAUGAGGAAAGAAAUAAGUCAAGAGAAAACCUUCAAUCAGUGAUUCACAAUUUGAAUCCUACAAGUGUUGAGACCCCUUCAAAAGAUGUAGUGCACUGGUCGCACUUUGGCCUUUCGCCUUCUCGUAGUGCAUUGAAAAAUUAUCGUUUGAAAUGCAAAUCUGAACCUGUGUUUGCUGCUUUUGGAUGUAAUGAGUCUAAUAUAGAUGUGGGCAGCCACAAGACCUACAAUGUGCGAGCACCUGAGAAUCAGGUUCAUAAGACCGCUCUUAUGGCAUCUGGAAAGAGGCUCCAUGAAUUAGAGUUAAUUUUGGCAGAACAACUAAAGAAGAAACGCCAGGAAAGAUCACAACUUUUAAUCGGGCCUGUUAAUUCAAGCAGUAUUUGGAUGACAGAAUAUCAAGAGUGUUUUUCCAGAGGGCAAAGAGAGCCCCUUGCCAGAAGUGCUUUUCGAAGACCUGUUGUAUGGCGUUACACAUAGUUGCAAGCUUUUCUACACUCUUUUCUUGUUCUUUACCUAUAGUUUUGACUGCUUUGUGUGAAGUCACUUAAGUUUUAUUGAUUUUUAUGCACAUUUUUUAUGCAAAUUUUACCAGGGGAUGAGAGUGAUUUUGUUUUAUGAUGCACCCUUCCACUUAAUUGUUUGUGAUAUGUAAUGAUUUAUCAAAAUGUUUUCAUUUUGAUGUUAAGUCCCCUUAAUUCUUUUGUAAGAAUUUUGUACUAAGACCAGGGAAUAGUAAUUAUCUGUGAUAAUGAAGUUUUACAAUGUACCUUACAAACCGUCCAAACAAAUUUGAAUCAAAGAAGCCUGUAUAAAAAUUUUAUAUUUAUAUUUUUACCUUUUUAAUGAUUAUGAAGUUUUACAAUGCACCUUACAAACCGCCCAAACAAAUUUAAAUCAAAGAAGCCUGUAUAAAAAUUUUCUAUUUUUACCUUUUUAAUGAUUGUAAACUGUCAUUGAAUCUAUUGACUACUUAAGUGAAUUUUGGAGUGCCUUUGAAACUGACAGAAUAAAAUCUGAUUCACAACUGA
Molecule: messenger RNA, 1711 nt
Organism: Thrips palmi
Lineage: Eukaryota; Metazoa; Arthropoda; Insecta; Thysanoptera; Thripidae
Exons: 6
Coding region: 213-1160 (315 amino acids)
Biological process (GO): regulation of mitotic spindle assembly
Cellular component (GO): cytoskeleton; spindle; ciliary transition zone
Molecular function (GO): microtubule binding
Source: RefSeq, a predicted model, not a curated record